AUGCCGGGUGUUGUCGAACUCCCCGUUGGUGCCGCGGCACGCCAAUUUGAUCUGGGAUUCAGUGUGGGACAUCAGAAAGUCGAACUUGAGAUUGAUCUAGCAUCCAAAAGCCUCAAAGGAAGGACGGAAAUCACAAUUCACCCUCGCCGCAGAGAUCUAGGGACAAUUUGGUUGAAUUUUCGACAAGGCGAGGUCAAGCACCUGAGUGUUAACGGCAAGCCUGCAACAACAAAAUACACCGAUCAAUACGAGUCGCUACAACUCUACGGCGUACACUAUCACGAGCGGUUGACACCAAAAAUCCACAGCCUCUUACAAACUCCCCCAAGACCCACCCUACCUAUCACGAUUCCAAAGGGCGUCCGCAUCGAUGAACUGGAUCCGUCUUCAGCCGAAGCACAGGAUCAAAUCGCGCUACAAUCUACCGUCGAAAAUGUGGAUGGCCCUUCGAGUGCCAGGGCGCCAGAGGCAAACCUUCCGCGAUUCACGGCUCUGACCGUGAACAUCGAAUUUGUUAUUGAUAAUAUUCGGGAUGGCUUACAAUUCGUCGGUGUCGAAAAUGGAGAUCGCCGGUAUCCUCAUGCCUACACCACCAACUCACUCGAGUCUGGUAUCGGCUGUCCCUUGUUCCCAUGUGUGGAUGAUAUGUCCUCGCGAUGUACCUGGGAGGUUUCCAUAACAUGUCCUAGCUCUCUUGGUGAUGUUUUCGACCGGAAGAGCCAAGAUGCGUCCGGUGCAGCAACCAUAUCCCGCUCGAAGGCGCCGAACCGCCAACUUUCUGCGGACGAUGAGGGCCUUGAUAUGUCCGUGGUGUGCUCCGGCGACUUGACUGAUGACAUUGUCGAUCCCAAAGACCAUACCCGCAAAACAGUUUCGUUUGCGUCAUAUUCACCAUUGGGAGCCUUGCAAAUUGGGUUCGCCAUUGGUCCAUUCGAGUAUGUCAACCUUGCCGACUUCCGCGAAAGUGACCAGGAUGAACAACUUGGCCAAAAUGCUAUUCCUUUGCACGCAUUCUGCCUCCCAGGUAGAGCGGACGAAGUUCAAAACAGCAGUUUUCCCAUGGCUCAGGCAAUUGACUUCUUCUCUUUGUCGUACGGCUCGUAUCCAUUCGGCAGUUACAAAAUUUGUUUUGUCGAUGAUCUCCCAACUGAUAGUCUUCCCACUGCGUGCAUGUCAAUCUGCAGCAGCCAUCUGCUCUUCCCAGCCGAGAUGAUCGACCCAAUGUAUGACUCUACUCGGGCUCAGGUGCACGGUCUGGCAUGUCAGUGGACUGGAAUCAACAUCAUUCCUGCUGAGCCCUCGGACACAUGGGUGACAGUUGGUGUAGCAUGGUACAUUACAGAUACGUUCAUGAGAAAGCUUUGCGGAAACAACGAAUACCGUUUCAGACUAAAGCAGAUGUCUGAUCAAGUCUGCGACUUGGAUUUCGAGCGCCCCUCGAUAUACGACAUGGGUAACAUUCUCAAGGUUGAUCCUUCCGAAUACCGCUUUGUUGCAUUGAAAGCGCCUUUAGUCUUGUUCAUUCUAGAUCGCCGACUGACCAAGGCCAGUGGUAAAGCCACGAUGUCUCGCAUUAUUUCUCGACUUUUCCUGAACUCUCGCAUGGGUGAUAUACCCAAUGGAGCUGUCACCACGUCCCUGUUCCAAAAGACCUGUGAGCGACUGGGUCACGCAAAAUUAGACGUCUUCUUCCAACAAUGGGUAUACGGCGCGGGAUGUCCACGAUUCCAAGCAACCCAACGAUUCAACAAGAAGAAACUCGUUGUUGAAAUGAUGAUCAGACAGGUCCAAUCUGAACCACAACCUCCUCGCGAUCUUGACAAGGAUUCCUUCUUGCGAGACGUGAAGGAAGAGGUCCGGCACGUCUACGCGGGCGCAGUUCAGCCGGUCUUCACAGGGUCGAUGACCCUUCGGAUUCACGAAGCGGAUGGAACUCCUUACGAGCACAUUGUUGAAAUCAAGGAGGGGGUGACGAAGUUCGACAUUCCAUACAACACGAAGUACAAAAGGCUCAAACGCAACAAAAAGCAGAGAGAAAGAGCCGUCGCUUCGGGCGAUACUGAAGUUCAAGAAGAGGUUCUACUUUACUGCCUGGGGGAUGUGCUUCAAACCGAAGAAGAGACACAGGCUUGGCGUUUGGCUGACUGGACGAAAGAGGAUGAGGAGCGAAUGGGACAGGAAUCGUAUGAAUGGAUCCGAAUGGAUGCAGACUUUGAGUGGGUCUGUAAACUGUCUCUCGGUAUGCCAGGGUACAUGUAUCUCUCGCAGCUUCAGCAAGAUCGAGAUGUUGUGGCCCAGCUCGAGUCGUUACAAUACAUGACUGCUCAACGAGAGCAUCCUCUGAUUUCCACGAUCUUUGUUCGCACACUCAUGGAUAGUCGAUACUUCCAUGGCAUACGUACAACGGCUGCGCGUGCCUUGGUAAAACAUGCCAAGGAUGAGAUUGAUUGGGUUGGACUACAUCAUCUUGAGAAGGCGUUCCAGGAGCUUUUCUGUCUCCCGGGAUCGCCCAUGACUCGCUCCAAUGACUUCUCCGACCGAGCGGCCUACAUCCUCCAACAAGUCAUCCCUGACUCAAUUUCUAAAGUCCGUGACAACAGUGGCAAAACUCCAUUAAGGGUGAAGCGAUUUCUUUUCGAUAAACUCAAGUUCAAUGACAACUCGAACAAUGAGUACUCAGACAACUUCUAUGUUGCCUCCUUGAUGAAGUCCCUAUGCCAUGCGAUGCUCGGUAAGAGCGAGGCGCGGACGGAUGAAGAAUUAGAUCAUUUUGAUAUGGAACGUGUUCUUGAGGCUCAGGCGGAGGAACAACUGGACAAGGAUGCCAUCGCCGAAUUUGACCGCUACCGACGAAUGGACGAAUGGUCCAGCUCUUUCCAAAACCUCUACUCCCGGGCUGCACUUCAAUGCCAAGCGCAAUUGAUGCAAGCGAAGAUGAUGGACCUGGAUUUGAUGCGUUUCAUCCCAUAUACGCGGGCAGGAACCUAUGAUCUUCUACGGAUGCAAGCCUUCCAAUGUUUGGUCGACCUGGAUAUUUCCCAGAGCCCGGAGCUUCUUCGAUGGCUCAUGUUCACAUUGUCAGUCGAUUCCUCGGCCUGGAUACGCCACCAAUCUUUACGUUUGCUCGGUCAGACCCUAGCACAGAUUGCUUUUGGUCGUCCUCACCAAACCGAAGCCUUACAAAAUGAUGCUUUGAUUAUCGAACAAGAAUCCUCCACCCAAAUCCGCCGGGAGGACAUAGCGAGACGCCAGACCAUCCCCGGCGCUAUCGAAGCCCUUAAACGAGAGCUUGCUCCCGACACAUCUAUGAAGGAGUGUAUGUGGGCAGCAUGCAAUUCACCAUGCAUGGGCCUCUUGGAGCUCUCGGAGCUCACUGACCUUUGCCGUACGCUGUACGACCCACUCACAUCCAAGCUCGUGCGGUUGAAACUUCCUCGAUAUUGGAGUGUGCAACAUCAAGGUCAUGGCAAGUUACGUUUCUAUCGGUCUACCAAAGCCCGCAUGGGUCCGUCUUCCAAGCGCAAGCGCGAGGAUCAGGGCAUGCACGCACCCUCAUCAACCCGGAUUACGUUCAAGCAGUCCAAGACUGGCCUGGCUCCAGGAACUCCCACCCCCAAUCAUCUCCCAAAAAUGCACAUUCCAAGACCCUCGCCUGCGCAAAGCGCAACUCCCAAAGCCCCUGCCACGGCUACACCCAAGCUAAAGCUCAAGUUUGGUGGUCGACCAACAUGA
Molecule: messenger RNA, 3732 nt
Organism: Penicillium samsonianum
Lineage: Eukaryota; Fungi; Ascomycota; Eurotiomycetes; Eurotiales; Aspergillaceae
Product: transcription initiation factor TFIID subunit TAF2
Exons: 2
Coding region: 1-3732 (1243 amino acids)
Biological process (GO): transcription initiation at RNA polymerase II promoter
Cellular component (GO): transcription factor TFIID complex
Molecular function (GO): transcription cis-regulatory region binding; RNA polymerase II general transcription initiation factor activity; chromatin binding
Source: RefSeq, a predicted model, not a curated record